AUGGACGCUCUGGAGGAAUCCCCUGACAUUCCCAAUCAUGACGACCUGUUGGAUUUCACUCGACGUUUCAAUGAGCAUAUCCUACUCGGUCCUACCUGUGGCAUCCCCUUCAGUGACGACGAAGAAGACGAGGAUGAUGAUGAUGAUGAUAAGGGGACAGAAAGUCUGCUCACCACGACAACCGGCGGCGGCACUGCGCGACACGUAGCAAGGCGGAAGAAGCGACAGAAGGGCAAAGUUAAGUACGGUCUCGCGACUCCCGAUCUUGUGCGGUGGCGAGCCGAGACCGAUCUACGAGUGCCAGAGGACAUUCGUCCACCACUCGGUCGCUUCCCCACCAUGCUUUCAAGUCCGAUCUGUGGUUUCAUAAUUCUUAUCCUUUUUGUUACUUACACGAUGGAAUCGAAGUUCGGUUUUGAUUUGAACUAUGGCAGCCUGAGGCAAGAUUCGUGGUCGGCGGUCUUUUGGGGUGUUCGCGAACUUCGUCGCCAAUUCCUUCUUCCUGUCAACCGACCGGUCAUUACUGUGGAGGUUGGAGGCACACGGGUUGUCUCCGACUUAAUGCAAAAUGCCAAGGUCAAUCCCCUCUUCGAACACCACCUAAAAUUCAUUGAUCUGAACCUCCCCCUGGACGACCAGUACUGGCCUCCAAUCACCGUUAUGUGCCAUGACUACCGCAUGUUCGGCGUUCGUAUUACGGUCGGGCUCUGCACACUGCCUGUAGCCACAGAUUUCUUUGAAAAGACAGCCCUGGGUGAGUAUCAAGCACUCCCCGUCGCAGGGUCCCAUUUACCUUCCCUGUAA
Molecule: messenger RNA, 804 nt
Organism: Dibothriocephalus latus
Lineage: Eukaryota; Metazoa; Platyhelminthes; Cestoda; Diphyllobothriidea; Diphyllobothriidae
Source: the annotation of a GenBank genome assembly